ACUAAAACUAAUGGAAAAGAAAAACGAAAUAUACGAAAUAGUAAUUGCAGUACUUUGGAUUACAAGAUUUUGAUUUUUGUUUUGGAUCUUCGUCUCUCUCGCGCCACUAAGCGUGUCACUAAACAGACUCCUUUUCACUCUCGUUCGAUACUCCUACUCUUUCCGCCGCUCGCGUUAUAAGAGAAGGUCAUGGAUUAGAUUGUGAAUAGAGACGGAGAAGCAUAACGAUGCUAUGGCUCAAUUGUGCGGCUCUAAUGGAAUUUCUAUUAAACUCGAAGGUGAAACUAAUGAUUCUUGUAGCUCUAAUGAGCUUGACCAUGUUCCGUUGAUGAGUCGGCGAAAAUUGUUAAUGAAAAAGAAGAUGAAUUCAUGCUGCGCUAACAAUAAUUCAAUUCCUCAUAUGAAUGUUGCUGUCAUAAAAAAGGAAGACGAGCACUGUGAUCCACAGGGCCUUUUCGCUCACGCUCCUGCUUCUCCUGUCAGCAAAGAAACAGAUCUGCAGUCAGUGCAAGAACAAUUGCAUGGAACUAAUGCUCCUUUGGAAGUCGAUUUUGUUGUUGCAUGGGAUAAAAUUCAGGUGGAUUAUGAUGCAUCUGAUAAGUGUUCACAAAAUUCCGGUGCUUGCCAGGAGCUAUCAGUGCAGGGAGGUUGUGACAGCCAUGGGACUAAUGUAGAUGGAAACGUUUCUUCAGAUAAGAGUUUGUUAGGAGGCAGCAUGAAUGGCUCCAUUGGUGCCGAUUUUCAAGGGCUGAAGCCCAAGAGUAAUAUUUCCAAUGACUUUACAGAUGAUCUUGAUCAUAUUGUACUGAAAGAGCGGCGUAAGAUGCUGCAAUCUAGGAAGAUGGAGAUGGAAAAGCCAAUUCUUAAGGAAAUGCCUAUUGAAAUAAACUCACGCGAUAGACUGGACAAUUUUCACGUGAGCGCGAAUAAUAUGUCUAGUUCAACUUUAUUGAACUUGGUCAAAGUGAAGGGUGAACCAGUGGAUAACGACGAAUUCCACAACCAAGACAUAAAUUCCUGUCAAGAGCGAAUUUCAGUAAAGAGCGGAAUGAUUUUUUUUUAUGAAAGCAAUAGGGACAAAGUAGACCACAUGCAAUUGCGGGAUCGGAUGAAGCUGCAGAUACCAAGAGAAGAUUUUAAUCUAAACGCUUCAGAGAAUUUUGAAUGCUUAAGAAAAGAUUUCCCUUCUUCUGUUGAGAAUGGCGCUGCUGUUAAGGAAGCUUCAAAUUGUGUUAGGAUCAACCGACCACGGAAAAGGAAGAAGACUGCCACGGAUUCAAUUGAAACGGCUAUGGAGGAAGAUGCUCCUGGGCUUCUGCAGGUGUUAAUUGAACAAGGGGUGUCAGUUGAUGAAAUUAAGCUCUAUGGAGAGAGAGAUAAUGAUGAACCUAUUGGUGAGUCAUUCAUUGAAGAUGGCUUUGCAGAGCUUGAAGCUGUGAUAUCAAAGAUAUUUUUUCAGCGCAAUUCAUUAUUAAAGUUCGCUCCUUUACACUGCACAAAGGGUUCAAAACCCACAUAUUGCUUGGCUUGUCUAUUCUCACUUGUGGAGCAGACACGAUAUUUGAGAUUUCGUAAUUGGCCUGCUGAAUGGGGUUGGUCUCGAGAUCUCCAGUCAUUUGUAUUUGUUUUUGAAAGGCAUAAAAGAAUAGUGCUGGAACGUCCUGAGUAUGGUUAUGCAACAUAUUUCUUUGAACUGGUUGACUCCUUACCAAUUGAUUGGCAGGUCAAACGGUUGGUGACUGCCAUGAAACUUACAAACUGUGGCAGGAUAUCCCUAAUUGAGAACAAAACAUUAGUGGUUGGUGAAGACUUAACAGAAGGCGAGGCACAGGUAUUAACGCAGUAUGGUUGGACACCAAAUAGCGGCAUAGGAACCAUGCUUAACUACCGUGACAGAGUUGUUCAUGACAGAAAGAAUGAGAAGGACAACUCAGAGUGGAGAUCAAAAAUCGGUAAAUUGCUGAUGGAUGGCUAUAACGGGGGAAGUAUAAUCUCAUCCAAUGUCGAGACAAGGAUUGUACAAUGUGGGGCUGCUGAAAGCCCUGAAAUUAAGAUGGAGCUCUAACCUAAGUCCCUUUUUCUGCGCAUCUCGUUGGUUGCAACAGAGGUAAAAGUGCUCUAAUUAGUCUUUAGUAUGACAUCGACAUGUGUAAAUCAUUAGAUAAGUAAUCAUUAGGGUUUUGUGCAGUUAAGUACACAAAUCAUACGAAUGUAUUGUUCUAUUGUUUGGAUGUAGGGUAAAAUUCCAAUGUGGAGGUUUUCCCUUUCUUUUUCAGGGACAAAUAGAGAUGUUAGGACAAGUUUCCUAAGAAUUAGGAUGAUUAUUAAUUAUAAUGGUUUUGUUGUGUGAGAAAUCAUUUUGUUAUAGAGAGUGGUUUCUUGUUGGGUCUGGAUAGACAUCAAUCUAGUCUCUUGAGAGAAUAAAACUUGCUCUAUGCUAAUUAUUGCCCUGUUUAAGAAAAAUUAUUCAGUAAUUGAUAUGUAGAUUCUGUUAAAUAUCA
This is a messenger RNA of Jatropha curcas, 2501 nucleotides long. RefSeq lists its product as uncharacterized. The record is from RefSeq and is a predicted model, not a curated record. Lineage: Eukaryota; Viridiplantae; Streptophyta; Magnoliopsida; Malpighiales; Euphorbiaceae.